Molecule: messenger RNA, 423 nt
Organism: Didymodactylos carnosus
Lineage: Eukaryota; Metazoa; Rotifera; Eurotatoria; Philodinida; Philodinidae
Source: the annotation of a GenBank genome assembly
AUGUUAAGCAGUACAAAUUGUGGUUGGGUCGAUGAACCUGAUGAAUUAUUUGAUCCCAUACAAUUUGCUGUCGAUUUAAACAUUCCGGAUAAAAACAAUAGUACUAAUGGUGAUGUAAAUUCAGUUGCUAAUAAUGAACAUGUAUUUAUAUCAAAAGGUUUAAUUACCAAAGCCAAUGGUUCAUCAUAUAUUAAACUGGGGUCAACAAAAAUUACUUGUUCAAUUUAUGGUCCACACGAAACAACAACGGAUGAAUCAUAUUCAAAAUAUUUGUUAGAAACAUCGAUUAAAUUUAGCCCAUUUGCUCGUCAAAAGCGUAUUGAUCCAUUACGUAUAACCUAUGAAAAUUCAAAUGAUAUAGUUUUAAUUAAUUUAUUUAACGAGGAUUGUAAUAUACAAAAAACUUUUCCGCUCUACAUAUAA